CACGAGUUAACAUCUCCCUUUCAAUUCGAGUUUUGUUUUUUCUUUUCGGUUUUGUUAUUUUUCCUUCAUUUUUUCAAUUGGAAUCAAAAGUUAAAACCUCCCUUCAAAGGCAAAGAGGGUACUCUAGAUCGAUCUCUCUGAUAUAUGGUUGCCUCUUUUUCACCUUUAUGAUGCUCUUUUUUCACUUCAAUGGCGAGGAAGCCAAGAAAACUCUUCCCUGCACUAUCUUCAACGGACCAAAAUGGAGAUUGUGAACUUUAUAACUGCGAACCUUUCCCAGAUUACUACUACUUCCCACCACUACCUCCUCCUCCAUCUCCCUCAGCUUCCCAUCACUCAAAAUCACUCCAACUCUCACCUUACCUCAUCAUCUCACUUUCCCUCUUAGCCUGCGUUCUUCUUCUUGUUAGUUACUACGUUUUCAUAGCAAGGUCCUUUCCGAGUUGGUGCAGGUGGAGAAAUAAUGGAGCGGCGGCACCCUCCCAAUCGGACGGCACAGAUCAAGAGUUUCUCGACGAGACUACUGAUCAGGCUGAUCACCCCAUCUGGUUCAUCACAACUGUUGGUCUGCAACAGUCAGUUAUAAGUUCGAUUACUGUUUGCAAGUACAAGAAGGAUGAAGGGUUGAUUGAAGGGACGGAGUGUUCUGUAUGUUUGAACGAGUUUCAGGAAGACGAGACGCUUAGGCUCUUGCCUAAGUGCAAUCAUGCCUUUCAUCUUCCUUGCGUUGAUACUUGGUUGAGGUCUCACACCAACUGUCCUUUGUGCCGUGCCAAUAUUGUGAAUGAAACUGUGACUCUAGACAUUGUUGGGCAUCCUACGGCUUCAGCAGAUCAGAAUCUAAAUAAUUUGGAUAUAAACGAAGAGACCCAAAUGACGAACUCGGGCAAUGAUGUUGAAUUGCAUGAUUAUCAGGUAAGAAAUCGUGAGAUGUCUGAGAACCGGGCUGGAUUGACAGCAGAAGAAGGUGAAAUACAACGUGUUAAUGGUGAAAGUAUACCAAAAGCGGGUGUGAAUUGCAGUGGAAAUCAUGCUUUCCGGGUAGUCGAUGAUGCAACGGAUAACUGUAAGGAUCUGGAAAAUGGCAUACAGGUGAGAAGGUCAGUUUCAAUGGGUUCUUGGCGAGCUGCAGCUAAUUUUUAUCGUGCUAAAUCUGAAGGGAGCUCGAUUAUCAAUCAAAUUGAGGAUGCUGAAAGGUCCCAUCUGCAUAUUAUACAGAAGAAAGUUGCUCGAAGUUAGAAAUUUGAGAUUCUGGGAUCGAUGUCCUAUAUGCUCUCAACAGGCUGGGGGAAGUAAAAACGAAGCUAUUAGGAAAAAGAGGCGAGUUCUUGCGAGAAGUAGUCUGCUGCGUUUAGGUGCUGCAGAUUCAAAUUCUGAAGAUGAGAGGAAGAAGACUUUCUGUAUCACAAAUGUGAAUGCAGAAUAGAACUGAUGCCUCAAGAGGUAAAAGGGUAUCACUUCCGUUUGCAAGUACUCUGUAAUUGUUGCUGCCAUUUCGGUUUACUUCAUUCUGUUUCUGCAAAGGGGUUCACCAAUUGAUGAUUUUGGGUUUGGCGUCUUCCAUUCAACGAUAAAAGGUUGUCACUUCAAUUUGCAAGUAGAUACUUUGUCAUUGAUGCUAUCCAUCGGUUUGUUUGCUAUAUUUCUGCAAAGGAGUACUACAAUUGAUUUUGGCUUUUGGCUUAUUCAAUGAUAAAGGAUCUAUGAAAAUAUUUUUAAUUUCUGCA
Carya illinoinensis is the source of this 1727-nucleotide messenger RNA. RefSeq names its product RING-H2 finger protein ATL54-like. The transcript has 2 exons. Bases 190 to 1239 code for a protein of 349 amino acids. Gene Ontology annotation, biological process: protein ubiquitination. Gene Ontology annotation, molecular function: transferase activity. The record is from RefSeq and is a predicted model, not a curated record. NCBI's taxonomy places the organism in Eukaryota, Viridiplantae, Streptophyta, Magnoliopsida, Fagales, Juglandaceae.